Messenger RNA from Leptomonas pyrrhocoris, 6620 nucleotides. Its product is annotated as putative carbamoyl-phosphate synthase. Gene Ontology annotation, cellular component: cytoplasm; carbamoyl-phosphate synthase complex. The record is from RefSeq and is a predicted model, not a curated record. Gene Ontology annotation, biological process: 'de novo' pyrimidine nucleobase biosynthetic process; L-glutamine metabolic process; L-arginine biosynthetic process. Bases 1101 to 6620 code for a protein of 1839 amino acids. NCBI's taxonomy places the organism in Eukaryota, Euglenozoa, Kinetoplastea, Trypanosomatida, Trypanosomatidae. Gene Ontology annotation, molecular function: argininosuccinate synthase activity; ATP binding; metal ion binding. The transcript has a single exon.
GAAAUAUUUUACCAAUUGACGUUGGCUUUAUUUGUUUUACUCACUUUUUUUGUUCUGCUGCUGCUUUCCGAUUUUUCCGAUUCGAACUGGCUGCCACCGCGCAAAGAAAAGGACCGCUGACUGCUCCGUUGCCGCCGCUGCCACCGCACUCCUUCUGUUGGAGUACGGACGCCGCCGCGAACUCGAGGGUGCGUUUGUGGUGAUCGCAGUUUCUCCUUCUCUCUCUUACUGUUGUUUUCCAGCUUUGUCUUCCAAGGCGUCUUGUGCAAAUCACGUUGACCACUCGAAACCAAACAAACAAACAAAAAACUUCAUAGAGCAGUGUCGAACAGACAUUUUUUUUUGAGAAAUAAAGAAAACACCAGGAAACAAGAAAGAGACGAGAUUUGUAUUUUUAAAGCUCAAGUGAGGCGCGCGCGCAACGAGCCACAGCGAUAUCUAUUUAUAUCUCUAACGAAUAAACAGAAUAAAGGGUGGUCUUCCUGCCCCAGUUUUUCUUUGUGUUGUUCUUCUUUUCAUCUUGUAUACUGGUGGAUCUCGCCGCGUUAACGGAGGGGGAAAAAGGGAAAAGAGAGAGAGAAAGAAUCAACCCACAGCAUGUAUAAAUAAAGUAUUAUAUAUCAUCUAACCCAUUUAAACCACUCUUUUUCUUUAUUUCUUCAUUUUUACUAACAAUAAAAAAAAGAAUACAGACCAAGCGUUGCUUUUCUUUAACACAGUUGACCUCGUUAAGAAACCCGCUGACCUCCCCCGUGUUACGUAUAUAUCUUGGUUUUUAUUGAUAUUGCUUCCUUUGCCUUCAUCACCGUUGCUGCUCCGUUGCCGUGGUGUCUGCUCUUUUGACCUCAGCAAGGCUCGUGCAUAUACUGCAUGGACGAACGACGAGACACACACGCACACCAACGAGCCACAAAAGAACCUCGACGUACUGAAGAAUAGCCGCGGAAAAAGAAAAAGGAAGAAGAAAAGGCCUACCAGUCGACAAAUUAGGUUUCUCGACACAUAACAGUGAGUCCUCCUCCAUCUCGCCGCAUACCGCCACUUACCUCCCUUUCAUCGAUUAAACACCUGCACAUACUAUUGAGGAAGACGGAGAAAAAAUGGAGCACUACGUGAAGGCAGAGCUCGUCCUGCACGGCGGCGAGUGCUUCAAAGGAUACUCCUUCGGUUACGAGGAAAGCAUCGCGGGUGAGGUGGUCUUCGCGACUGGCAUGGUUGGCUACCCGGAGAGUCUGACCGACCCUUCCUACCAGGGACAGAUUCUCGUGCUGACCACGCCGAUGGUCGGUAACUACGGCGUGCCGCCCAUCGAAGAGGACUGCUUCGGCGUGACAAAGUACUUCGAGAGCACCAACGGCAAAAUCCACGUCAGCGCCGUGGUGGUGCAGGAGUACUGCGAUCAGCCGGACCACUGGGAGAUGUACGAGACGCUGGGCCAGUGGCUACGGGAGAACAAGAUCCCUGGCAUGAUGAUGGUCGACACGCGCAGCAUCGUGUUGAAGCUGCGGGACAUGGGCACGGCACUGGGUAAGGUGCUCGUGGGCGGCCACGACGUCCCCUUUGCGGACCCGAACACGCGCAACCUCGUGGCCGAGGUGAGCACCAAGAGCCGCGUCACCUACGGACACGGCACGCUGCGUAUUCUUGUGAUCGACAUGGGUGUGAAGCUGAACACGCUGCGCUGCUUGCUGAAGUACGACGUCACGCUGAUCGUCGUCCCACACGAUUGGGACAUCACGACGGAGCUGUACGACGGCCUCUUCAUCACGAACGGCCCGGGAAACCCACAGAUGUGCACGAGCACCAUCCGCAGCGUGCGCUGGGCGCUGCAGCAGGACAAGCCGAUCUUCGGCAUUUGCAUGGGCAACCAAAUGCUCUGCCUUGCCGCCGGCGGCACCACCUACAAGAUGAAGUACGGCCACCGCGGACAGAACCAGCCGUGCAAGUGCAACCUGGACAACCACGUCGUCAUCACCACGCAGAACCACGGCUUCGCCGUCGACUUCAAGAGCCUGCCGGCGGAGGAGUGGACAGAGUACUUCACGAACCCCAACGACCACAGCAACGAGGGCUUGUGGCACAAGACGAAGCCGUUCUGCAGUGUGCAGUUCCACCCCGAGGGCCGCUGCGGCCCGCAGGACACGGAGUACCUUUUCGGCGAGUACGUGAAGCGCGUGAAGGAGUCGAAGGUGCAGGUGCUCGCCAAGUUCAAGCCGCGCAAGGUGCUUGUGCUCGGCGCAGGCGGCAUCGUCAUUGCGCAAGCCGGCGAGUUCGACUACAGCGGCUCGCAAUGCCUCAAGUCUCUCCGCGAGGAGGGGGUGGAGACGGUGCUCAUCAACCCGAACAUCGCCACGGUGCAGACGGACGACGAGAUGGCCGACCACAUCUACUUCGUGCCCCUUACCGUCGAGGCGGUAGAGCGCGUGAUAGAGAAGGAGCGGCCGGAUGGGAUUAUGCUCGGCUGGGGUGGUCAGACGGCGCUGAACUGCGGGCUGAAGCUGGAUGAGCUCGGCAUCCUGCGGAAGUACAACGUGCAAGUCCUCGGCACGCCGGUCUCCGUCAUCGCCGUCACCGAGGAUCGCGAACUCUUCCGCGACACACUGCUGCAGAUCAACGAGCAGGUGGCGAAAUCAGCGGCGGUGACCUCGGUGGCGGAAGCGGUUGCGACGAGUCACGAGAUCGGCUUCCCGAUGAUGGUGCGUGCGGCCUACUGCCUCGGUGGGCAGGGCAGCGGCAUCGUGGAGAACCAAGAGCAGCUGCGGCACAAGGUCGAGGUCGCCCUCGCUGCCUCUCCGCAGGUGCUGCUGGAGGAGAGCGUGGCGGGCUGGAAGGAGGUCGAGUACGAGGUGGUGAGGGACAUCUACGACAAUUGCAUCACCGUGUGCAACAUGGAGAAUUUCGACCCGAUGGGUAUUCACACCGGCGAGUCGAUCGUCGUAGCGCCGUCGCAGACGCUGAGCAACGACGAGUACCACCUGCUGCGCAGCGCCUCCAUUAAAAUUAUCCGGCACCUUGGCAUUGUGGGGGAGUGCAACAUCCAGUACGGCCUAGACCCCUUUAGCCAUCGCUACGUUGUGAUUGAGGUGAACGCCCGCCUCUCCCGCUCCUCCGCGCUGGCGUCGAAGGCGACCGGCUACCCGCUCGCGCACGUGGCGACGAAGAUCGCCCUCGGCAAGGGUCUCUUUGAAAUCACCAACGGCGUGACGAAGACCACCAUGGCGUGCUUCGAGCCCAGUCUUGACUACAUCGUCGUGAAGAUGCCUCGCUGGGACCUCAACAAGUUCAACAUGGUCAGCGAGGAAAUCGGCUCGAUGAUGAAGAGCGUCGGGGAGGUGAUGUCGAUUGGCCGCACCUUCGAAGAGGCGCUGCAGAAGGCGGUCCGCAUGAUCGACCCGAGCUACACCGGCUUCUCCGUGCCGGAGCGCUUCCGCGGCGCCGACUUCGACUACAUGGAGCACAUCCGCCACCCCACGCCCUACCGCAUCUUCGCCCUCUGCCGCGCCCUGCAGGAGGGCCACAGCGUCGAGGAGCUCUACGCCAUCACCAAGAUCACCCGCUUCUUCUUGUAUAAGCUGGAGAAGCUGGUGCGCCUGCCCCGUGCGGCGGCGGAGCUGUACCGGAGCAAGAUGACGGAGAUGCCGCGCGACUAUCUGCUGAACCUCAAAGCGCACGGCUUCAGCGAUCGUCAGCUGGCGGAGUACGUCGGCUCCACCCCGGGCGAAGUCCGCGCUCGCCGCCUCGAGCUGGGCGUGAUGCCGCUGAUCAAGCAGAUCGACACCGUCGCCGGCGAGUACCCGGCCGCGCAGUGCUGCUAUCUCUACACCACCUACAACGCCCAGCGCGAUGAUGUGCCCUUCACGGAGCGCAUGUACGCCGUGCUGGGCUGCGGUGUCUACCGCAUCGGCAACAGCGUGGAGUUCGACUACGGCGGCGUCCUCGUGGCGCGUGAGCUGCGCCGGCUGGGCAACAAAGUCAUCCUCAUCAACUACAACCCCGAGACGGUCUCGACGGAUUACGACGAGUGCGACCGCCUGUACUUCGACGAGGUGUCCGAGGAGACGGUGAUGGACAUCCUGACGAAGGAGCGCGUGCGGGGGGUGGUGAUCUCGCUUGGCGGUCAGGUGGUGCAGAACAUGGCGCUGAACCUCAAGAAGGCUGGGCUGCCGAUCCUCGGCACGGACCCGUCGAACAUCGACAUGGCAGAGGACCGCAACAAGUUCUCGCAGAUGUGCGACGACCUCGGCGUGCCACAGCCGGAGUGGACCUCUGCCACGUCCGUCGAGCAGGUGCACCUCUUCUGCGACUCCGUCGGCUACCCGGCGCUGGUGCGGCCGAGCUACGUGCUGAGCGGGUCGGCCAUGGCGGUCAUCUCGAACAAGGAGGACGUGACGCGGUACCUGAAAGAGGCCUCGCUCGUCUCGGGCGACCACCCAGUCGUCGUGAGCAAGUACUACGAGGGCGCGAUGGAGUACGACGUCGACAUCGUGGCGCACCACGGCCGGGUGCUGUGCUACGCCAUCUGCGAGCACGUCGAAAACGCCGGCGUGCACUCCGGCGACGCGACGAUGCUGCUGCCGCCGCAGAACACGGACAAGGAUACGAUGAAGCGCAUUUACGACUCGGUCACCUGCAUUGCGGAGAAGCUCGAUGUGGUGGGGCCGAUGAACGUGCAGUUCCUUCUGACGGCGGAGGGGCAGCUGCGUGUGAUUGAGGCGAACGUGCGCAGCUCCCGCUCGGUCCCCUUCGUCUCCAAGACGCUCGGCAUCUCUUUCCCGGCGAUGAUGGUGUCCGCCUUUCUCUCCCGCAAGGACCAAAACCUCGUCCCGAUCAAGCGGGCGAAGAUGACGCACAUCGGCUGCAAGGCGUCCAUGUUCAGCUUCAACCGCCUCGCCGGGGCCGACCCCAUUCUCGGGGUGGAGAUGGCCUCCACCGGAGAGAUUGGCGUCUUUGGCCGCGACAUGCACGAGGUGUUCCUCAAGGCGAUGCUGUGCCAGAACUUCAAGAUCCCCGAAAAGGGCGUCUUCUUCAGCAGCGACGUCGACAGCCAAACGGAGGCGCUCUGCCCCUACCUGCAGCACCUUGUCGCGAAGAAGUUGAAGAUCUACUGCGCCACGCAGACGGCGGCGGUGCUGAGUGAGUACGGCAUCGAGUGCGAAGUGCUGAAGCAGCGCUUCGAGAUGCAAGACCUGAAGGAGGGCGAGCUGUCGCAGUACGAGGAGGAGGUGGCCAAGAAGGAGAAGUUCGACCUGGUAAUUCAGAUCCGCGACAAGAAGAGGGACUUCGUGCUGCGCCGCUGCACCCGCGCGACGGCCUCACCGGACUACUGGGUGCGCCGUCUCGCUGUCGACUACAACAUCCCGCUGCUGACGGAGCCGAAUAUCGUGAAGCUCUUCUGCGAGUGCAUGGACCUGGCUCCGUCUGCCAUCGAGAUCGAGCCGUUCCGCCACUACGUCCCCAAGAUCUACCACAAGAUCGAGAACAACAAUUGUGCGAUGCUGCGGCGGCACAAGGUGGGCCUGAUGAUCACCAACAACAACGAUAGCAAGGUGCUGGCCCUGCGGCUGAGCCAGGAAGGGCUGAACAUCACGUGCUUCCACGCCUACCUGGGCGGGUCGGACAUCGACCACUUCGAGGAAGCCUUUAAGAACCUGAACGUGCCGGUGGAGGUGGUCGACCUGCGCUCUGAAAUUGCGGACGCCGCCUUCGACCUCAUCAUGUGCCAGUCCGCCGAUGAGAACCACAACUGGCACCUGUCGAAGCUGAGCUGGUACAUCUUUGGCCGCUGCCUGCUGCUCGUGAUGCGCGAUAAGCGCAUGACCGUCGUCGCACAGACGUCGAAGCAGAACAAGAAGGAGGCAGGCUUUGAGAAGUACGUGCAGAUCAACUGCCCCGAGAUGGGCGUGUACAACGCGUGGCGCGACGCACGGCUCAUGGAAGACUCCGAGACGGCGGCCGAUCAGAUCAGCUUCCUGCGCAAGCACGGCAUCAAGGCGACGGUGAAGAACAGUGGCCAGGUACACAGCUCUGUGUGCGGAAACACGUAUUACUGCAAGGACAUGCGCAGCCUGCCUCCGUCCACGCUGGUGAAGCCGAUCCGGGAGUGCAGCUCGACGCCGGAGUUUCUCUCGCUGACCUUCCGCGGUGCCCGCUGCGUGAACAUCAACGGUGUGGACGUGACACCGCUGCUGGCGCUGCAGAUGGCGAAUGACAUCGCCGGCCGCAACGGCUGCGGCGUCACCCGCACCCGCGAGGGGGCGAUGUUCGAAGCCCCGGGCAUGUGCCUCCUCUCUGUCGGUUUGCAGUUCCUCUAUGACGUGUCGUUUGACCGCGCCGCGGCGGACCUCUUCCGCUCCUACUCGCGGCACGUCUCGUCGAACAUCGCGAUUGGGCAGCUGGCGGAGAAGCACACGCAGUCCGCCAUCGAGGCAGUGCGCUUCCUGACCGCCGAUGUGGGUGGAGUUGUGGAGUUGGAGCUGCACCAGGGCGAGAUCAUCUUUUUGAAGCUGUCGCACGUGCAGAACCCGGUCGACCGCCGUGUGGCGUCCCAGCUGGUGACGGAGGAGGAGUUAGAGGAGGUGUUCCAGCCAGGCAAUGGCUCUUUCAGCGAUGUGCAGUGGUAA